AUGGACCAGCUCUGUGAAGCAAAUGGCACCUUUGCCAUCAACUUAUUGAAAACACUGGGUGAUGAGAACAAGUCCCAGAAUGUGUUUUUCUCUCCACUGAGCAUCUCCUCUGCCCUGGCCAUGGUCCUCAUGGGGGCAAAAGGGAACACAGCCACCCAGAUGUCCCAGGCACUUUGCUUGAACAAAGAUGAGGCUGUUCACCAAGAUUUCCAAUCGCUUCUCGCUGCAGUCAACAAGCCCAGCUCCCAGUACACGCUGAGAACUGCCAACAGGCUCUUUGGAGAAAAGACGUGUGAUUUUCUGUCAGCCUUUAAGGAAUCCUGUCAGCAGUUCUAUGAGGCUGAACUGGAGGAGCUGCCCUUCUCCAAAGAUGCAGAAGAAUCCCGGAAACACAUAAACGACUGGGUCUCGGAGAAGACAGAAGGGAAGAUUUCCGAGGUGCUGGGUCCUGGGGCCAUCGACUCCCUGACGAAGCUAGUCCUCGUGAACGCGAUAUACUUCAAAGGAGAGUGGAAGGAACAGUUUGACAAAAAAUACACAAGAGGAAUGCCCUUUCAUUGCAACCAGCAACAGCAAAAGACUGUGCAGAUGAUGUUCAAGAAGGCGGAGUUCCGGCUGGGCUCAGUGGACGAGGUGCACGCCCAGGUCCUGGAGCUCCCCUAUGCCGGGGAGGAGAUGAGCAUGGUCAUUCUUCUUCCUGAAGAGGGCAUUGAUCUCACCCAGGUGGAAAAAGAACUUACCUAUGAUAAGUUCAGGGCUUGGACGAGCCCAGAAAAGAUGCCAAGAAGGAAGGUUCAAGUUUUCCUCCCUCGGUUAAAGCUGGAGGAGAGUUAUGACUUGGAGUCUUUCCUACGGAGUUUCGGAAUGACGGAUGCUUUUGAGGAAGUCAAGGCUGACUUUUCUGGGAUGUCAACUAAGAAGAAAGUGCCCGUGUCCAAGGUUGCACACAAGUGCUUCGUGGAGGUCAACGAGGAGGGCACGGAGGCAGCUGCGGCCACAGCGGUGGUCAGAAAUACCCGGAGCAUCAGCCUGGAGCCCAGGUUCUGUGCAGACCACCCCUUCUUGCUGUUCGUCAGGCAUCACUGUACUGGCAGCAUCCUCUUCUGUGGCAGGGUCUCAUCUCCGUGA
Messenger RNA from Elephantulus edwardii (Cape elephant shrew), 1128 nucleotides. It is a transcript of the gene SERPINB8, whose product is annotated as serpin peptidase inhibitor, clade B (ovalbumin), member 8. Gene Ontology annotation, cellular component: cytoplasm. The transcript is spliced from 7 exons. The coding region runs from base 1 to 1128 and encodes 375 amino acids. NCBI's taxonomy places the organism in Eukaryota, Metazoa, Chordata, Mammalia, Macroscelidea, Macroscelididae. Gene Ontology annotation, biological process: negative regulation of endopeptidase activity. The record is from RefSeq and is a predicted model, not a curated record. Gene Ontology annotation, molecular function: serine-type endopeptidase inhibitor activity.